GACUCUGGUGCAUGGCACCAUCAGCGCCCAGCGAGUGGCAGGAAUCAUUAGAAGAGCGAAGCUCAUAAUAGCUAACGCGGUAGGCGACGGGGAGUGCGGGGGCUCCCCGGCGAGCUCAGCACUGGGGCCGGCUGUCCCACGCUGUGUCUCCGGAGGCUCCUCGGGCAAAGGCUCCAGCUCCCUGCUGCCCGGUGGCUCCUGCCGGCACUGGGCCGUGAACAUGGUGCAGAAGUACCAGUCUCCUGUCCGAGUCUACAAGUAUCCAUUCGAGCUGGUCAUGGCGGUUGUUCUCGAUUAUGAAGGGCUGGAUUUCGUGAUCCAAGUGCUUUUUUCUGAGAAAUUCCAUCUUUUCGAAAUGUCCCAGGAUUCUCUACUCAUCCUUCUGACGGCCUACGAGAAGCGCUUCCCCACCUGCCCGCAGAUCCCGGUCUUCCUGGGCAGCGAGGUCCUGCACGAGUCCCGCAGCCCGGAUGGGGCGGUGCACGUGGUGGAGCGGAGCUGCCGGCUGCGUGUGGACUCGCGGAUGCUGCUGCGGAGGAUUGCCGGCGUGGAGCACGUGGUCUUCGUGCAGAAAAACGUCUUGAACUGGAAGGAGAGGACGCUCCUCAUCGAGGCGCACAACGAGACCUUCGCCAGCCGCGUGGUGGUCCGUGAGAACUGCAGCUACACGGUCCAUCCCGAGAAUGAAGACUGGACCUGCUUCGAGCAGUCUGCCUCUCUGGACAUCCGGUCCUUCUUCGGCUUUGAAAGCGCCUUGGAGAAGAUUGCCAUGAAGCAGUACACCGCCAACGUCAAGAGGGGGAAGGAGGUGAUCGAGCAUUACCUGAAUGAGCUCAUCGUACAGGGCACUGCUCACAUCCCCCGCUGGACGCCUGCCGUGGUCAGUGAGGAGGGUGCUGGCAGCCAACCUGGGCCUCGGGACCCUGGCUCCCUGGAGGCCACGGCACCCAGCGGCACCCUGGGCCCUGUUCCUGAGGCAGCCGGUGUGGACGGGGACAAGCUGGACGCCGACUACAUCGAGAGGUGCCUGGGCCACCUCACGCCCAUGCAGGAGAGCUGUCUGAUCCAGCUUCGGCACUGGCUGCAGGAGACCCACAAAGGCAAGAUCCCUAAGGACGAGCACAUCCUUCGGUUCCUGCGGGCUCGUGACUUCCACCUGGACAAGGCCCGGGAGAUGCUGUGCCAGUCCCUGAGCUGGCGGAAGCAGCACCAGGUGGACCUCCUCCUGCAGACCUGGCGGCCCCCUGCUCUCCUGGAGGAGUUCUACGCAGGCGGCUGGCACUACCAGGACAUAGACGGUCGCCCCCUCUACAUCCUCCGCCUGGGCCAGAUGGACACCAAGGGCUUGAUGAAGGCCGUAGGGGAGGAGGCGCUGCUGCAGCACGUGCUUUCUGUCAACGAGGAGGGACAGAAGAGGUGUGAAGGGAACACGAAGCAGUUUGGCCGUCCCAUCAGCUCCUGGACCUGCCUGCUGGACCUGGAGGGUCUCAACAUGCGGCACCUGUGGCGGGCGGGGGGGGAGGCUCUGCUGCGCAUGAUCAAGGUGGUGGAGGACAACUACCCCGAGACCCUGGGCCGGCUGCUCAUCCUGCGAGCGCCCCGCGUCUUUCCCGUGCUCUGGACGCUGAUCAGCCCCUUCAUCAACGAGAACACCAGGCGGAAGUUCCUCAUCUACAGCGGCAGCCACUACCAGGGCCCCGGGGGCCUCGUGGACUACCUGGAUAAAGACGUGAUCCCCGACUUCCUUGGCGGGGAGAGCGUGUGUAAUGUUCCCGAAGGAGGGCUGGUGCCCAAGUCCCUCUACCUGACGGAGGAGGAGCAGGAGCAAGACCAGCCGCGGCAGUGGAGCGAGACCUACCAUUCAGCCAGCGUGCUCCGCGGGGUCCCCCACGAGGUCGCAGUGGAGAUUCUGGAGGGGGAGUCAGUCAUCACCUGGGACUUCGACAUCCUGCGAGGGGACGUGGUGUUCAGCCUAUACCACACCAAGCAGGUGCCCAAGCCGGGCGCCCGGGAGCCUGGGGCCAGGGCCAGCGGGCAGCUGAUCGACAAAGGCUGGGUCCUGGGCACCGAUUACAGCCGCGUGGAGGCCCCCCUUGUCUGCAGGGAAGGGGAGAGCAUCCAGGGCUCCCACGUGACCCGGUGGCCCGGGGUCUACCUGCUCCAGUGGCAAAUGCACAGCCCUCCCGGCAGUGUGGCCUGCAGCCUGCCGGGUGUGGACGACGUCCUGACAGCCCUGCACAGCCCCGGCCCCAAGUGUAAACUCCUCUACUACUGUGAGGUGCUGGCGUCCGAGGACUUCAGGGGCUCCAUGUCCAGCCUGGAAUCCUGUACCAGUGGCUUCUCCCAGCUCAGCGCCGCCACCUCUUCGUCCUCCGGCCAGUCCCAUAGCAGCUCCCUGGUCUCCAGAUAGCAGGGUUUGAGCCCCGCAAGGCAGCCUACUCAUUGCCUGAGUCGGGAAGCAUCCACACUGAGAAGCCAUUUUGCCGUGAGGCCUGGAACUGUGGGCGCUGGAGCUCUGGGUCUAGACACAGCCCUAGUUGGGGGUGUCUGGAGCAGAUGGCGCAGAUCCAGCUUGUGGCCUGUGCUGGGAGCCUCCAGGUCAGAGCCCCUGAAGUCACAAGGACUCAACCGUCUCCUUCCAACUUGGUACAGCAGGCCCAGGCUUUGCUGAUCUUCGGGGCUCCCCUAUUUGGGACUCAGUGACAUCACCAAGGCCUUACUACU
Molecule: messenger RNA, 2724 nt
Organism: Tupaia belangeri chinensis (Chinese tree shrew)
Lineage: Eukaryota; Metazoa; Chordata; Mammalia; Scandentia; Tupaiidae
Gene: SEC14L5
Product: SEC14 like lipid binding 5
Exons: 18
Cellular component (GO): cytoplasm
Source: RefSeq, a predicted model, not a curated record